Messenger RNA from Microcebus murinus (gray mouse lemur), 7343 nucleotides. The record is from RefSeq and is a predicted model, not a curated record. Lineage: Eukaryota; Metazoa; Chordata; Mammalia; Primates; Cheirogaleidae.
CCAGCUGCCUAGGAACUGAGUAAAGCCGGCUCCAAACUUCUCAGCUGUUGACAGGCUUGACUUGCUGAGAACACUGGUUAAAUAUAGCACGCGCGAGCUCAGCUCCUCAACAAAGUCAUUGCUCUGACAGUGUCGUGAAGGGAGCAGAAGAGGAGAAACCUAAUCUCAGAACCCAACAGCACCUAGCAACAGUUGAAAAAACUUUUAAACAAAAGUCUGGGUGGGAGAUAGACAACAACUUCCAAUUUCUGCUGAUCGGGGAUUUCAGGGAGAAGAAGCUGCUUUCCCCCCUCUCUACUCAGUUUCCUGCAUGACUUCAGCAAUUGGCUAGUCCUAGGAAAGAAAGUGGGAAAAGCUUUUUCCUCUGUAUUCUUUUGGGCUGGAUAGUUUUCCAGAACUCGAGCCUGUCUUGGGCUGUGGGACGAGCCACUGGGUUCUUCAAAGGAUAAACUACCUCCAUAGAGGACAUACCCUUGGUUAAACCAGCUGCCGUCAGGUGGGAAUGAGAUCCCGAAAUCAAGGUAGUGAAAGUUCAGCUAAUGGGCAUAUCUCCUGCCCCAAGUCCUCCAUCAUCAGCAAUGCCGGUGAUAAAAGUCUCUCAGAAGAUGCAAAAAAGAAGAACAAAUCAAGUAGGAAGGAGGAUGAUGUCAUGGCCUCAGGAACUGUCAAACGACACCUAAAAACAUCUGGAGGCAGUGAACGAAAGACUAAGAAAUCCCUGGAGUUAUCCAAAGAAGACCUCAUCCAGCUACUCAGUAUAAUGGAAGGGGAGUUGCAGGCCAGAGAAGAUGUGAUCCACAUGCUCAAGACCGAGAAAACCAAGCCUGAAGUUCUGGAGGCUCACUACGGGUCUGCAGAGCCAGAGAAAGUGCUUCGGGUCCUGCACCGAGAUGCCAUCCUUGCCCAGGAGAAGUCCAUAGGAGAAGACGUCUAUGAGAAACCGAUUUCAGAGCUGGACAGACUUGAGGAAAAACAGAAAGAAACCUACCGGCGCAUGCUGGAGCAGCUGCUGCUGGCAGAGAAGUGUCACAGGCGCACCGUGUACGAGUUAGAGAACGAGAAGCAUAAGCACACCGACUACAUGAACAAGAGCGACGACUUCACCAACCUGCUGGAGCAGGAGAGGGAGAGGUUGAAAAAGCUCCUUGAACAAGAAAAGGCGUACCAAGCCCGUAAAGAAAAAGAAAAUGCUAAACGGCUCAAUAAACUAAGAGAUGAGCUUGUCAAACUCAAGUCCUUUGCACUCAUGCUGGUGGAUGAAAGACAAAUGCAUAUUGAGCAACUUGGCUUGCAAAGCCAGAAAGUACAGGAUCUUACUCAGAAACUAAGGGAAGAAGAAGAAAAGCUCAGAGCCAUUACUUCCAAAUCCAAAGAAGACCGACAGAAAUUGCUCAAGUUAGAAGUGGACUUUGAGCACAAAGCUUCAAGAUUUUCUCAAGAGCAUGAAGAGAUGAAUGCUAAAUUAGCUAAUCAGGAGUCUCACAACAGGCAACUUAGACUCAAGCUGGUUGGCUUAACUCAAAGAAUCGAGGAGCUAGAAGAGACCAAUAAAAAUCUUCAGAAGGCAGAGGAAGAACUUCAAGAAUUAAGAGAUAAAAUUGCCAAAGGGGAAUGUGGAAACUCCAGCCUCAUGGCAGAAGUGGAAAAUCUCCGAAAGCGCGUGCUUGAAAUGGAGGGAAAAGAUGAGGAGAUCACGAAAACGGAAUCCCAGUGCAGGGAAUUGCGGAAGAAGCUGCAAGAGGAAGAACACCAUAGUAAGGAGCUCAAAAUUGAAGUUGAGAAGCUACAGAAGAGAAUGUCUGAACUGGAGAAAUUGGAAGAAGCGUUUAGCAAGAGUAAAUCUGAAUGCACCCAGCUACAUUUAAAUCUGGAGAAAGAAAAGAACUUAACCAAAGACCUGCUAAAUGAAUUGGAAGUGGUCAAGAGUCGAGUUAGAGAACUUGAAUGUUCUGAAAGUAGAUUGGAAAAGGCUGAAUUAAGCCUAAAAGAUGAUCUUACAAAACUGAAGUCAUUUACUGUGAUGCUGGUUGAUGAAAGGAAAAAUAUGAUGGAAAAAAUAAAGCAAGAAGAAAGAAAAGUGGAUGGACUCAAUAAAAAUUUUAAGGUGGAACAAGGAAAGGUUAUGGAUGUAACUGAAAAACUAAUUGAAGAAAGUAAGAAGCUUUUAAAACUGAAAUCUGAAAUGGAGGAAAAGGUAUACAAUUUGACAAAAGAGAGAGAUGAGUUGAUAGGCAAACUGAAAAGUGAAGAAGAAAGAUCCUCUGAAUUAAGCUGCAGUGUUGACUUAUUAAAGAAGAGACUUGAUGGUAUAGAGGAAGUGGAAAGAGAAAUAACAAGAGGAAGAUCUCGGAAAGGACCUGAGCUCACCUGCCCAGAAGAUAAUAAAAUUAAGGAACUAACACUUGAAAUUGAAAGACUGAAGAAACGUCUCCAACAAUUGGAGGUGGUUGAAGGCGAUUUGAUGAAGACAGAGGAUGAGUAUGAUCAGCUGGAGCAGAAAUUUAGAACUGAGCAAGAUAAGGCUAACUUCCUCUCUCAACAACUAGAAGAGAUCAAGCACCAGAUUGCCAAGAAUAAAGCAAUAGAGAAAGGAGAGGCUGUGAGCCAGGAAGCUGAGCUGAGACACAGAUUUCGGUUGGAAGAAGCUAAAAGUCGAGACUUAAAAGCCGAAGUACAAGCUCUCAAAGAGAAAAUUCAUGAAUUAAUGAACAAAGAAGACCAGCUUUCUCAGCUCCAAGUAGAUUAUUCUGUCCUUCAACAAAGAUUUAUGGAAGAAGAAAAUAAGAACAAAAACAUGGGGCAGGAGGUCCUCAAUCUGACCAAAGAGUUGGAGCUUUCCAAGCGUUAUAGCCGAGCUCUCAGACCUAGUGUGAACGGAAGAAGAAUGGUGGAUGUUCCUGUGACGUCGACCGGAAUACAAACUGACGUAGUCAGCAGUGAUGCAGCAGAGGAGGAAACACCAGCUGUUUUCAUACGGAAAUCCUUUCAGGAAGAAAAUCAUAUCAUGAGUAAUCUUCGACAGGUGGGACUGAAGAAACCUAUGGAACGAUCCUCUGUUCUCGACAGGUAUCCUCCAGCAGCAAACGAGCUCACUAUGAGAAAGUCUUGGAAUCCAUGGACGAGAAAAAGGGAAAACGGCCCCUCGAUCACUCAGGAGAAAGGGCCUCGAACAAAUUCCACCCCAGGGCACCCAGGAGAGCUAGUCCUUUCUCCAAAGCAGGGCCAGCCCCUGCAUAUCCGAGUGACACCAGAUCAUGAGAACAGUACUGCAACUUUGGAGAUAACAAGCCCAACAUCUGAAGAAUUUUUUUCUAGUACCACCGUCAUUCCUACCUUAGGGAAUCAGAAACCAAGGAUAACCAUUAUUCCAUCACCAAAUGUUAUGUCUCAAAAACAAAAAAGUGGGGAUACUACUCUUGGCCCAGAGCGAGCCAUGUCCCCCGUCACGAUUACUACGUUUUCCAGAGAGAAGACCCCAGAAAGCGGAAGAGGCACAUUUGUGGACAGGCCCACAUCCCCCAUCCAGAUCAUGACAGUGUCUACAUCAGCAGCACCAGCUGAGAUUGCGGUUUCACCCGAAUCCCAGGAAAUGCCCAUGGGAAGGACUAUCCUCAAAGUCACCCCAGAAAAACAGACUGUUCCAACUCCAGUACGGAAAUACAACUCCAAUGCCAAUAUUAUAACUACAGAAGACAAUAAAAUUCACAUUCACUUAGGUUCUCAGUACAAACGAUCCCCUGGGACUUCAGCUGAAGGCGUAAGUCCAGUUAUUACGGUCCGACCAGUCAAUGUGACAGCUGAAAAGGAAGUUUCCACUGGCACUGUCCUUCGUUCUCCCAGGAACCAUCUCUCUUCACGACCCGGUGCAAGCAAAGUGACAAGCACUAUCACCAUAACACCAGUCACAACCUCAUCUGCUCGAGGAACCCAGUCAGUGUCAGGACAAGAUGGGUCAUCCCAGCGGCCUACACCCACCCGCAUUCCUAUGUCAAAAGGUAUGAAAGCAGGAAAGCCAGUAGUGGCAGCCCCAGGAGCAGGAAAUCUGACCAAAUUCGAGCCUCGAGCUGAGACUCAGUCUAUGAAAAUAGAGCUGAAGAAAUCUGCAGCCAGCAGCGCUACCUCUCUUGGAGGGGGGAAGGGCUGAGGGCAGUGGCUGAGGGGAAAGCAUCAUCAUUCACCAGUUACGCAUGAACUCCAGAUGAAAUGGUAAACCAAGCACAGACUGAGUGCGUGUACUUCCUAUGAAUCCCUGUUGAAUGGAUAGUGUUUCUACAGCCCUCAAUCAUUACUAAAGUCCUCCAUGCUACUGAUCACGACUGGAAAUAUUUUACUACUUCCAGUGAUUGUCUUUCUUUCUUUCUUUCUUUUUUUUUUUUUGAGAAUAUGAUGUAAAAGGUGGAAAUGGCCUUUCUGAUUACAUGAAAAUAUGUAACAAGAGCAUUUCAAUCUUCAUGUCAAAAGCAAUUUCUCUUCCUUUUACAAAGCCUUCAGGUCCAUGGGCACAUACUAUGUAAUUUAUUUUUAUAAUAUAUUUUGUAAUGUGAUUUUUUUUCCCCUAAAGUGUUUCCUUUCUCAUAGUCUACGGCACAUAUAUCUAUAGAAUACACUGUCAGUUCUUCAAAGUAUUGGUAUUGUUGUGUUCAAAAUGGUAACCUAUAAUUAUUUUCUUUAUAUCAAUUUGUUAUUCCUAAAGAAAAGAAAGUACAACACUGCAUUUCCAGUUGUAAAUUCUAAGGGUAACCCUUAGAAGCAGGAGAUUCUGGAAGAGGUUUUAUUAUUGCUUGUUCAAUGCUUGUUCUGAUCAUGGUUCAAUACUGACGAAUAAUGCUCUGACUUAAGAGCUUAAUGUUAAAUACUUCAAACCAAUUUGUAAAGUUGCUUUUUCUGGUGUUCUGGGCCAAAAACCCUGGAUGAAUUGAUUUUCAUAUGAAACAAAUUCAUAAAAGGAGAGGUACCAGUUUAACCAGUACGGGUAAUAGGAACAGCUUCGACUGACAGUUCAAUUAUAUUUGUUUGCAUUAUUUAUAUGUACAAGACUUAUAAACAAGAACUGUGAUAUCAAGAUAUUUCUCACAAUUUAACCCAAUGAAAGCUUGAAAACAACUGACCUAGAUAUGUCAGCAUCUUUUAAAUAAAUUUAUAAGAGAAAUCCUAGGAUAGAUAACUUUUUCCCCUUGAUUUUGACAGAUUUUCAUAACCACAUGUAGGUUGGAGACUAUAUUCUUUAAAGAUAAAAAGCAUAACAUGCAUUACUCAAAUCUGAACAUCAGAGCUGCUGUUAAAUUUAGGUUUAUGUGACAAUGUGCAUUCAAAUUCUACUUGAAACCCUAGUAAUGUAGUUUUUUUUAAGACUAUAAAUGUGGAUAUGUUAUCAAUAAGGUCUUUAAAGAUAACUUUAAAGAUAAUUAAAAGUUGACACAAUAGUUUCUGAAUAUGGAAACCAAUUAUCAUGUAACUUUACUGAGAUUAAAAGAGAGAAUGCUUCUGAGUGUCACAAGGAUAGCUGAAAGCCACACAAGGAAUACUGUUGGCCCAUUUCUCUGGUUCACAAGAUGUGCCCAGGUUUAUAGGUACACAGAAGGGAGUCCACUCUGAGUCUGUGGAAAAAAAAUUAAUGCUGGAUUUCCUCCUCUAGGUAACCAUGGAGAGUUUUAAGUUAUGCCUCGUGAAAUUGGCAAGUCAUGUUCACCAUGUAUUAUCAAUUAAAUAUUUUAUGUUAAAAUUAUUUUUGAUUUUUUAAAGUAAAAGAAAUGCUACAGUCGGCUUGUCCUAGCUUAAAUGAUUGUGAAAGCAUCGCAUAACCUUCUGGAGUUUUUAUUUCUGACAAGAAAACUAGAGUGUGUAUGUGUGAAGAUUUUUUUAAUUUUUUGUUACUGGGUUUUGUUUUCUGAAAAUGUUGAACUGUAAUGAUAUUUUCAAUUAGAAAAGAGGUUUACUUAGUAUUGUUGUAGUUUUUGACUCACAGUUAAGUUCCUUAAUUGCUAAUGUUUAUACUUCUGAUAGCAAAAAUAUUCUGAUAUAUCAUAGAUUAGUAUUUGAAGCAAGUAACUUUUUCUUAACUUGUAGGAAUUUUAUUACACUUAUAGUGAAAAGGCUAGAGGAUAAGAUUUUAUAUUCUUCUUGCCUACAAAUUAAAAUAUUACAAGUAAUGUAUGUAUAUUUGGAUCUGUAAGGUUUUUUUCCUCCUGAAUUUAUAAUAAAAUUUGAUUCUUGUAAGAGCAGUGAGGAGGAUGAUGCAAUCAGAGUCAUUUAGAUAGAUGUUGAGAUUUUCUCUGUCCAUGUUAUGAUUGAGUCCUCUGUUUAAACCAAAAUGCAAUCUGAGUGACAGAUGAGGAUAAGUAAUUAAUUUUGAAAUACGAGAAUAUGCAAAAUGAACAGAAAAUAGAAAACACUAGUCAUAUCCUUAUCUAGUCAAUAAGCAAACGAGAUCAUAAAUACUCACAUCCCUAUCCAGUUGAAAAAAUUGCCCUCAUGUGCAAUCCUGGUACUAUCCUAGACUCACAUAAUUUCUAUCUUUUAUUGCAAAUCAACUGCCAAUCAUCAAUCUGAACGAGAAUCAUCUUUGAAUGGAAUAAUUAUAAAUGUUUUCUGCAAUAUAAUUAUAAUCAGUGUUUCUAGUUCAAGCCAUAAUUGAACUAAUCCAUUAUUUUACCCUUUUCUUUUUGAUAAGAGUGUUUUCUGAGGGUAUCUUCUGCAGAUAUUUUUUUUCAAAUAUUUUAUAAAAUGUUCAGGUUUGAUAAAGAUAAUGAAUGAGUAAAUAUACCAGGUGUUAAAUGCCUGGAAUAUUCACAAAAAUGUGAAGAAUUCCUUAUAUCUAAGGACAACCAUAAAAAAAAAAAUUCAUGGUGCAGAAUUCCUAGUUUAAGCAUUAAUAAAGAUAUCAACACUACUGAAACAAUUAACAGCUUAUAAAAAUCAGUUCUAGAGCAAGACUAAAUGGUGUAUCAGGCAACAUAAUGUUUUUGCUUUUUUCUCUAAUGCUGUGUUUGAAUUUUCCUGGAAAUGAAUUUAAAAAAUAGCCAAAGUAGGGUGUGUUAAUGAAUCUGACAAAUAAUAAAUCUAAAAGUAGCAAAAGUGCAAAAUGAAAGUUAAAAAAUACAACAAUUGGCACCUCAGGCAUAUGGCCCCCAGUGUUACGUCUCUGUUAAAAAUGCUAACUAGAAGGCAAAGGAGGAAAAGAAUAAAAAUUGCUGUAAUAAAUUUUAAAAAACAGAAUUUGGUGAGAUUAACUUUGGCCUAGUGACCAUUAAUUUUUUUUCCUAAAUUUUCAGCAUUUACUCCAUAGCUAUGUGAUGAUAACUGUUUGUUACCUAGGAGAAAUGCUGUAGAUUCAUAAAGUUGAA